AUGAGGUGCGAGCAGGAGGCCAAGCUGCGCGAGCUGCUGGACGUCAGCACGCUGCCGGGGAAGAUGGAGAACAGGAUGCUGACGGUGGUGAGCGGCCUCGACAUGGUCAACAUCACCUACCUGAACUUCAUGGCCUUCCAGGAGGAGACGGCGAAGGAGUGGGCGGAGGAGCUGUUCAACCUGGCCUCCAACCUCUUGGUCCAGAACAUGUCCAGAGAGGACUGCCUGCAGAAAGCAUACACUCGGCUGAAGCUGCAGCUCAACCCUGAGGGCCGAAUCCCCGUCAAGAAUAUCUUCCGGAUGUUCUCAGCAGACAGGAAGCGAGUGGAGACGGCGCUGGAAAACUGUAACCUUCCUUCUGUCAGAAACGACUCCAUCCCCCAGGAGGACUUCACUCCAGAGGUCUACAGCAUGUUCCUGGGCAACAUCUGCCCCCGAUCCGAGCUGGACCACAUCUUCUCUGACGUCGGGGCGAAGAGCCGCCCGUCCCUCAGCGUGGAGCCAGAUGACGGAGUUCACUCAACAACAAACAGAGGGACCCCCGUCUCAACGAGAUCCUCUACCCUCCUCUGAAGCCAGAACGGUCCAGGUGCUGGUGGACAAAUAGAGCCCGACGCGUCGCUGGCGCAGAGAGGUCAGAUCUCGGUGGAGGGCUUCGCCCGGUACCUCAACGGGGAGGAGAACAGCAUCAUGCCCCCCGAGAAGCUGGACCAGAGCGAAGACAUGACCCUCCCCCUCUCC
Molecule: messenger RNA, 741 nt
Organism: Cyclopterus lumpus (lumpfish)
Lineage: Eukaryota; Metazoa; Chordata; Actinopteri; Perciformes; Cyclopteridae
Product: 1-phosphatidylinositol 4,5-bisphosphate phosphodiesterase beta-1-like
Exons: 8
Coding region: 1-573 (190 amino acids)
Source: RefSeq, a predicted model, not a curated record